This is a messenger RNA of Ictalurus furcatus (blue catfish), 1000 nucleotides long. It is a transcript of the gene lsm1, whose product is annotated as LSM1, U6 small nuclear RNA associated. The record is from RefSeq and is a predicted model, not a curated record. Gene Ontology annotation, molecular function: RNA cap binding. Lineage: Eukaryota; Metazoa; Chordata; Actinopteri; Siluriformes; Ictaluridae. Gene Ontology annotation, biological process: deadenylation-dependent decapping of nuclear-transcribed mRNA. Bases 112 to 513 code for a protein of 133 amino acids. Gene Ontology annotation, cellular component: P-body; Lsm1-7-Pat1 complex. The transcript is spliced from 4 exons.
GAAGCACUUUGACCUGCGUCAUAUCCUGUGAAAGAAGGCUACAUGUUUCAAAUGGUUCAUGACUUGAUAGUUUUCUUCGGCACAAAAACUCACCAAAUGUGAUUUUAAAAAAUGAAUUACAUGCCGGGGACAGCCAGCCUCAUUGAGGACAUCGACAAGAAGCACCUGGUUCUGCUGAGAGACGGGAGAACACUGAUCGGGAUCCUCAGGAGCAUAGAUCAGUUCGCCAACCUGGUUCUGCACCAAACGGUGGAACGGAUCCACGUGGGUAAAAAAUUCGGAGACAUCCCCCGAGGGAUCUUCGUGGUCCGAGGGGAAAAUGUGGUCCUGCUGGGAGAAGUAGAUCUGGAUAAAGACUGCGAUCAGAUCCUGCAGAGAGUCUCCAUCGAGGAGAUCCUGGAGGAGCAGCGGGUGGAGCAGCAGGCCAAGCAGGAGUCGGAGCGGCUGAAGCUGCAGGCGGUGAAGGAGCGAGGCUUGUCCAUGCCCAAAGCCGACACGCUCGACGACUUCUGAACGCGAUUUCGCCGUUUUCCGUUCCGGCGUCGUUCCGUUCCGGGCGAAGAGACGUCACGUUUAAACACAUUUGCUACACAAACGUGACCUUUUCUUUUUCUUUUCUUUUUAAAGAGAUUUACAUCACAAAAAUAAUGCGGUGACUGACUUUAUUUUCUUUUUCUUUUUUAAAGCAGUCGCUCUGAAUCGACUGGAGCCGUCCGCCAUCUUUAAUUUCCCUUUUAUGGAAACGGAAAUAGAUGAUGGACAAAAAUAAAUAAAUAAAUAAAUAAAUAAAUAAAUAAAUAAAUAAACAAACAAACAAAUAAACGAGCGGAAGCACUUCAGCGUGCUGGCUUUUAGUUUCUGCGUAGCGUAAAGGAUAAGAACGAAACGUUAAACUCUGUGUUUUGUUUGGUUGUUGUUGGGUUUGUUUUUGUAUGUUGUGUAAAAUCAACACUGUAACACUGAAGAGAUUUCGGUUCGAUUAAAACCUGUUUUGUACAGA